AUGCCGUGCACAUCACGCAACAAAAAGACUGCACCCCGUAAGGUGCGCUUCAAUCCAUAUGCUCGGCCCUACACUUCAAGCAAUGAAAGUAUUGCACCGAUCACCACACCUCUAACAAGGACACUUGCCUUAUUUAUCGACGAGGAAGUGACAUUAAAUACUGCUCUUGAGUGGAUGGGAUCUGCUAUGUUGAUCGACGAAGCCCCUGUACUCGACGGGACAGCGGGAAGUCAGCAAGAUGUCUCAAUGCUGAACGUUGAUCUGGCAGACGAUAAGGUUAGAAGCACGUUCCUGGUAGCGAACUUGAUGGCCCCUGAUGCCAGUCACCAUAUGGAGCGACUAUCUCCAAAUAGAAGAAAACUUGUUCGCAACCUAGAGAAGGUGGUAAACAAGUGUAUUGAUCAUAAUUGCAAAGGGGACCAUCCUACUACUGACCUUUUACGCGAGAGGAUCUAUGUGGCACUUGAGGGAGCAGUAUUGAACAUAGAGGUGGAUGAGAUUACGCGCAGGCAUGUCUCGAAAGCCGAGAACUCCAAAAACAACGACAGACACAAGCUUCCAACAAACAAUGACAAUUUUAUCCCACCUGCCGCACAAUGCAUUUUUAACGGCAUGAAACGUGGAUUGUUCUCACUUGGAACAGUCCUCGGCGCGCAAUCAGAACCACGCAGACUAUCUCCAUUCAAAGCAGUUCCAGAGCCGCUAAAAGUAAAACGUAAGUCGGGUGCACUGCCUGCUAGAAUGCCAGGAGGAUACCCAACUGCAUAA
Molecule: messenger RNA, 768 nt
Organism: Suillus discolor
Lineage: Eukaryota; Fungi; Basidiomycota; Agaricomycetes; Boletales; Suillaceae
Exons: 4
Coding region: 1-768 (255 amino acids)
Source: RefSeq, a predicted model, not a curated record